Molecule: messenger RNA, 1140 nt
Organism: Colletotrichum truncatum
Lineage: Eukaryota; Fungi; Ascomycota; Sordariomycetes; Glomerellales; Glomerellaceae
Product: dimethyladenosine transferase
Biological process (GO): rRNA methylation
Cellular component (GO): nucleolus
Molecular function (GO): rRNA (adenine-N6,N6-)-dimethyltransferase activity
Source: RefSeq, a predicted model, not a curated record
AUGGGAAAAGCCAAAGCCGGAAAGCGGAACGCUACCGCAUCCGGCAGUCCCUACUCUCGCCCAGCAAAAUCAAACAAGACGAACAAUGUGUUCAAGUUUAACACAAAUGUCGGCCAGCAUAUCCUGAAGAACCCCGGUGUCGCGGACGCGAUUGUUCAUAAAGCCGAAUUGAAACCGACCGAUACUGUUCUCGAAAUUGGUCCCGGUACGGGCAAUUUAACUGUACGGAUAUUGGAGAAGUCGAAGAAGCUUAUCGCGAUCGAAUUCGACCCUCGAAUGGCAGCCGAAGUCACGAAGCGUGUACAAGGAACGCCAGAGCAGCGAAAGCUUGAGGUCAUGCUCGGAGACGCCAUCAAAGUCGAUUGGGUUCCCUUUGAUGUCCUCAUUUCGAACACUCCUUACCAGAUUUCGUCGCCUUUGGUUUUCAAGAUGCUUGCCAUGCCCAAGCCGCCGCGACAAGCAAUUCUCAUGUUCCAGCUCGAAUUUGGACAGAGAUUGGUGGCGAAGCCUGGAGACAAACUUUAUGGCCGAUUGAGUGUUAAUGCCAACUUCUGGGCGACGUGCUCCAACGUGAUGAAAGUGUCAAAGGCCAACUUCAGGCCACCGCCUCAGGUCGACUCUUGCGUCGUGCGCAUUGUGCCCAAACAGGGAGCCGAGCGCCCUACCAUUAGCUUCGAGGAGUUUGACGGCCUGCUUCGCAUUUGCUUUAACCGCAAGAACAGGACCAUGCGAGCAAGUUGGCUCGGCACUAAGGAAGUUCUCCAAAUGCUCGAGAAGAACUACCGUACAUGGGCAGCCCUUAACAGUGUUCCCCUGGACGAUUCUCUCGUUGAAGAGGACGAAGACGACGCCAUGGAGAUGGAUGACGAUGUGGACGCCGGCGGCGAUGACGAUGAUGUCGAGCCCAUGGACGACGACACUCCCGAGUUCUUCAAGGAGCUCAGCACGGCUGCUGGUAAGGCGCCGGAGAAGACCAAGAGCAAGCGCAAGAAGACAAAGGUGGCCGCGCUCGUCCGGCAGAAAAUCGAGGGUGCCCUUGAGAGUACUGGUCUGCUCGACAAGCGUGCGCGUGCGUGUGACGAGACAGAUUUCCUGAAGCUUCUGUCCGCUCUUAACUCUGAGGGCAUUCACUUUGCUUGA